Molecule: messenger RNA, 2765 nt
Organism: Procambarus clarkii (red swamp crayfish)
Lineage: Eukaryota; Metazoa; Arthropoda; Malacostraca; Decapoda; Cambaridae
Source: RefSeq, a predicted model, not a curated record
CAGGCCGCGAGCACUAGGCUACAUCAGCCUCUUUGUCAUCCGGUGACGGGUCUCUGCCGACCGUCGCGCGGCAUUUUCUCGGUCGGUCGACAGCUAGGAGACCGUCUCCUGUCCUCGGUCGUCAAACGUGUUUGUCGUCAGAAUAUUGUCUUUGGCUGCUGCAGGUCGUCGCCAGGGCAAGAUUGUCUCCUGCAGGUCGUUUCCAGGCCAAGGUCGUCGUCUACAUUCUUCACCAGGCUGCGGUCAUCUCCAGGCCAAGGUUGUCAUCUACAAUCAUCUCCAGGCCAAGGUUGUCAUCUACAAUCAUCUCCAGGCCAAGGUUGUCAUCUACAAUCCUCACGAGACAAAGGUCGUCAGCUACAAUCCUCUCCAGGCCGGGGUCGUCAGCUAGAGUUGCCGCCUAAGCACGGCGCAUUAGCGGGGUGCCAUCCACAUGACGGCUUGCCUGUAUCGGGAUGUUCAGCACCUUCGCUGCCCUCCUGGCUGCUACCCACCUCCUGGCUGCCACCCACCUCCUGGCUGCCACCCACCUCAUGUUCGCCACAUAUUCUGUACUAGGUGAAGCUUCACCGUGUGAAAGAAACAUCACUGUAGAGACGUGUGUAAGGAACAUCACUGUAGAGACAUCUGUCACCCCUACCACCGAUGCCUACACCUAUCGUCUUCACUUGAGUCCACAAUGUCUCGCAUGUGCCGCAAACAGGAGCUGGGAGAUAGAGGUUGUCGGAUGCGAUGACCAAAGGGUUAUGGAAACCUACAAAGGCAAAAGGGAGGAGGGCCGGAUGUGUGGGCUGAAGAAGGGCUGCAAGAGGCUUCGGGCGGACGGCGUCUUCUCCAGGACCUUCACCACCGGCGGCACUCAUGUACCUCUUCAGGUCUCUAUCCUCCAGUUCAAUGCCACCCGUCUUGAGCUGGCACUAAAGUCUGACCCUCGGGUGAGGUCGUGGGACCUGUACGUCAGCCGCUGUGAGGCUGGAAACACAGGCAGAUGUACUAAAGAAACUAUCCACAACGUCGGCAGCGCCACCCAUCUUCUCUACCACAACACCUUCUCCCGUCGCUUCUGUUACUACUUCCAGCUACAGCCUGUGAGUCAUGACCCCAACUGUGAGCUAUCGUCCUCCAUCAGGAAGUUCCCGAGUAAAACCUGUCUCAACCCUUCCGCGCCUACUGCAGCCUCGUCGCCGUCUCCGAAAGGGUGGUUGACAGGAUGGGUGGGCCUGGGCGUGGUGGGCGUAGCUGCUGUCCAGGGCGGUCUGGCGGCGGCCAUUUAUUUCAGGUGCCGGAUAAUACCUGGUGGCCAUCGUCAGGAGGCGGAGUUGAGCAAGGUGCCCCACCACCAGCAGCAGCAGCAGCAACAGCAGCGGCAGCAGCAGCAGCGGCUAACUAUAGUGCUCCUGUACGCUGAAGACGACCCAUCAAACCUCCGGCAGGUGGCUCGCCUAGCCACCUGGCUCACUCACCACCUGGGAUGCCAGGUGUACGAUAUAUACGACAAGGUUGGGAAGGUGGAGCAGACAAGCGACCCGUGCCAGUGUCUGCUGGGGCACCUCGCCGCCGCCUCCAGCAGCGCCUCCAGGAGGGUUGUGUUGGUGGUGUCCCCAGCGCUCACCGCCGUCAUGAAGGCAGUGCUGGAGGGCCGAGCUGACCAAGCUAUGGAUGGGGUCCCUCCUGCCAAAAGACACCACACUAGCCUCUUGACAGCAGCUCUUAAGAGAUUACUCGAACAGGACCUCGUCAGGAAUUACCGUCGAGUGUUCGUCGUCAGCUUGCACACGGAGACGGAAGUAUCGCAGACGGAGAAGACACUAACAGAGAAAACAAAACCGCAUACCAAAGUUACAAAAGAAGUAGAGAACAAACAGUGUGAGGCAGACGCCAACAUCGACCUAUUAGUGGAGCACCGGCGCUACAUCCUUCCCCAUCACCAGCAGCAGCUGGCAGCUGCUAUCUUGGAGGACAAAAUGGCUCUGGAGCCGCUGAUGAUGGUAUGAGUAGUGCCCCCUGCAGGGCCACCCAAGCAAGGGUGUGUGGGGCUCCUAUAACACAAAGACAUGUAUUGUAUACAUUACGGGCUAUUCAUGCCCGUGUCACCUCUUGGGUGGCUUACCUUUGGAGCGAGUAUAUUAUUGGGAUAAUCUACUCACUACACAUCACAGGAAAAAGGUUAUCAUGUAUAACCAAACUCAAUUACGGGCUCACCAUAGCCCGUGCUACAUGGACACUUCGUCCUGAGUAGCUAAAGCUUUAACAACAACUCGCUACACCUUCAACAAUCAAUCAAUUGCAUACACACAGACUAGAACUUCUACAGCACAUGCGUAGACUUUCACAUGUGACAAGACCCACUAUCCACAAGAAGUUGGUCAAUACUUGUGAUAAAAUUAAUGUAAAUAUGUAGUCAAAGAAGUACAAAUUAUAUACUAUACGAACUACAAACUGUAUAAAGUAUUUAAACAUUCUAAACACGUUGACCUCGUCCAUAUCCAGGCUACUAGAGAUGGCGGCCCUCGGCUAAAAACUUAGUUCAAUGUUUUUAUUAUAUGUUUCCGAGAGGGUCAUCAUCAGACAAGGGGAUGUGAAUACAAUGUCUACAUAGUAUUUAUAUUUUGUACAGUCACUAAUAAUGUUGACAUGUAGCGUUUUGGGCAAAAUUCAUGUGGUUUUGCAGCAAAUGAAAAUAUUAAAAGAUGGCAAUAAACCCAUCAAGACUAUGUAGCACCGGCAGCAAAUGAUAGCUUUAACUAAUAAAUUUUAAUAUUAUA